This is a messenger RNA of Lithohypha guttulata, 1644 nucleotides long. RefSeq lists its product as uncharacterized. The transcript is spliced from 5 exons. Gene Ontology annotation, molecular function: mRNA binding; zinc ion binding. Bases 1 to 1644 code for a protein of 547 amino acids. The record is from RefSeq and is a predicted model, not a curated record. Gene Ontology annotation, biological process: regulation of mRNA splicing, via spliceosome. Lineage: Eukaryota; Fungi; Ascomycota; Eurotiomycetes; Chaetothyriales; Trichomeriaceae. Gene Ontology annotation, cellular component: nucleus.
AUGUCGUGGCGCAAUCAGGGCAUCACAGGAUCCAACAACAUCCCCCUUGGUAAUCGCCGUCGGUUCGGGGGUGACGAAAGGGAGGACUCGCGAAAUGGUAGUAGCUCGUUCGACUCGCAUUAUGCGAAUGACUCGGGCAAGCGAGGCCGCAGUCCUGCCAGAGCUGAACCUGCUGCCGACGGUGUGAAGCGUCGUAAGAAGCGCAACCGAUGGGGUGAUGCUACCGACAACAAGGCCGCUGGACUCAUGGGAUUGCCAACCAUGAUCCAGGCCAACAUGACCUCUGAACAGCUUGAAGCUUACACGUUGCAUUUGCGAAUCGAGGAGAUCAGUCAAAAGUUGCGCAUUAACGAUGUUGUUCCCAGUGAUGGUGACAGGUCGCCAUCGCCUCCUCCGCAGUACGACAAUUUCGGUCGUCGUGUGAAUACUCGAGAAUAUCGCUAUCGCAAGAGACUUGAAGAUGAACGACAUAAACUCGUGGAGAAGGCGAUGAAAGUGAUUCCUAACUAUCACCCACCUUCCGACUAUCGCCGUCCUACUAAGACACAGGAGAAGGUCUAUGUGCCUGUUAACGAUUAUCCAGAGAUUAACUUCAUUGGUCUACUGAUUGGACCUCGUGGUAACACUCUCAAGAAAAUGGAAACUGAAUCGGGCGCCAAAAUCGCCAUUAGAGGAAAGGGAUCCGUCAAAGAAGGAAAAGGCCGAUCCGAUGCAGCUCAUACUAGCAAUCAAGAGGAAGACCUCCAUUGCCUCAUUAUGGCAGAUACUGAAGAGAAGGUCAACAAGGCUAAACAGCUCGUCCACAAUGUCAUCGAGACUGCUGCCUCCAUUCCCGAAGGUCAGAACGAGCUCAAGCGAAACCAGCUCCGAGAACUGGCUGCUCUCAACGGUACUCUUCGAGAUGACGAGAAUCAAGCCUGCCAGAAUUGUGGUCAAAUUGGACACAGAAAGUACGACUGUCCAGAGCAGCGCAACUUUACUGCGAACAUUAUCUGCCGAGUCUGUGGGAACGCUGGUCACAUGGCCAGAGAUUGUCCCGACAGACAACGAGGAUCCGACUCUCGAAACGCCCUGCCUGGACCACCCGGAGGUCCACAACGACGAAUUGGCGAUGCCGUCGAUCAGGAGAUGGAGAACUUCAUGCAAGAGUUGUCUGGCAAUCCUUCUGCUGGUGGGCCUGCAGGCUAUCUUGAAAGUGGACAAGGAGGUUAUGACCCGGCUGGCUACGGCGCUCCCAAGAAUCCAUGGGACAGACCUGCUCCUGGUGCUGGUGGUGCCGCUCCUUGGAAAGCUGGUGGACAAGAAAGAGGAGGCUACGACUCUGGUGCUUCAGCUGCUCCUUGGCAACAACAGCAGUCUCGUGGAAAUGAUUACAACAGCUAUGCACCUCCUGGUGGAAGUGCUGCUCCAUGGGGACAGCAAGCACCUCCACCUCCACCACCACAGGACUAUGGUUACGGAGGCUAUCAAUCCAAUGGCUACGGACAGCAAAACGGGUACGAUCAGCCGCCUCCGCCACCACCAGCAGGUCUCUCGUCCUUCCUGCAACAGUAUGGUCAAAACCCUCCACCACCUCCUAGCGACUCGAAUGCUCCUCCUCCACCACCCUCUGGAGACUAUCCACCCCCACCGCCACCAGCUUAG